GGCGGAAGUGACGGGAAGGUGGUAGUGGGGUAGUUGGCGGGUGGUUGAGCACAGCCGGUCGCCAUGUCCGCGGGGAGCGCGACGCAUCCUGGAGCUGGCGGGCGCCGCAGCAAAUGGGACCAACCAGCUCCAGCCCCGCUUCUCUUCCUCCCACCGGCGGCUCCAGGUGGGGAGGUCACCAGCAGUGGAGGAAGCCCUGGGGGCUCCACAGCUGCUCCCUCUGGAGCCUUGGAUGCAGCUGCUGCCGUGGCUGCGAAGAUCAAUGCCAUGCUCAUGGCCAAAGGGAAGCUGAAACCAACUCAGAAUGCUGCUGAGAAGCUUCAGGCCCCUGGCAAAGGCCUGACUAGCAAUAAGAGCAAGGAUGACCUGGUGGUAGCCGAAGUCGAAAUCAAUGAUGUGCCUCUCACGUGUAGGAACUUGCUGACUCGAGGACAGACUCAAGAUGAGAUCAGCAGACUCAGUGGGGCUGCCGUAUCAACUCGAGGGAGGUUCAUGACAACUGAGGAGAAGGCCAAAGUGGGACCAGGGGAUCGACCGUUGUAUCUUCAUGUUCAGGGCCAGACCCGGGAAUUAGUGGAUAGAGCUGUAAACCGAAUCAAAGAAAUUAUCACCAAUGGGGUGGUGAAGGCGGCCACAGGGACAAGUCCAACUUUUAAUGGUGCAACAGUCACUGUGUAUCACCAGCCAGCACCCAUCGCUCAGCUGUCUCCAGCUGUUAGCCAGAAGCCUCCUUUCCAGUCAGGGAUGCAUUAUGUUCAAGAUAAAUUAUUUGUGGGUCUAGAACAUGCUGUGCCCACUUUUAAUGUCAAGGAGAAGGUGGAAGGUCCAGGCUGCUCGUAUUUGCAGCACAUUCAGAUUGAAACAGGUGCCAAAGUCUUCCUACGGGGCAAAGGUUCAGGCUGCAUAGAGCCAGCAUCUGGCCGAGAAGCUUUUGAACCUAUGUAUAUUUACAUCAGCCACCCCAAACCAGAAGGCCUAGCUGCUGCCAAGAAGCUCUGUGAGAAUCUCUUGCAAACAGUGAGUUACGUUUGUGUCUUUCAGAAGAGUUACUGCCAUUUGGGGGUUCAUGCUGAAUACUCUAGAUUUGUGAAUCAGAUUAAUACUGCUGUACCUUUGCCAGGCUAUACACAACCCUCUGCUAUAAGUAGUGUCCCUCCUCAGCCACCAUAUUAUCCAUCCAAUGGCUAUCAGUCUGGUUACCCUGUUGUUCCCCCUCCUCAGCAGCCAGUUCAACCUCCCUUUGGAGUACCAAGCAUAGUGCCACCAGCUGUUUCAUUGGCACCUGGAGUCUUGCCAGCAUUACCUACUGGAGUCCCACCUGUGCCAACCCAAUACCCGAUAACACAAGUGCAGCCUCCAGCUAGCACUGGACAGAGUCCGCUGAGUGGUCCUUUUAUUCCUGCUGCUCCUGUCAAAACUGCCUUGCCUGCUGGUCCCCAGCCCCCGCCCCAGCCCCAGCCCCCACUCCCGCCUCAGCCUCAGGCACAGAAGAGGCGAUUCACAGAAGAGCUACCAGACGAGCGAGAAUCUGGACUUCUUGGAUACCAGCAUGGACCCAUUCAUAUGACUAAUUUAGGUACAGGCUUCUCCAGUCAGAGUGACAUUGAAGGUGCAGGAUCGAAGCCGGCAAGUUCCUCAGGCAAAGAGCGAGAGAGGGACAGGCAGUUGAUGCCUCCACCAGCCUUUCCAGUGACUGGAAUAAAAACAGAGUCUGAUGAAAGGAAUGGAUCUGGAACCUUGACAGGGAGCCAUGAUUAUCCAGCCAAGAAGAUGAAAACUACAGAGAAGGGAUUUGGCUUGGUAGCUUACGCUGCAGAUUCAUCUGAUGAAGAGGAGGAACAUGGAGGUCAUAAAAAUGCAAGUAGUUUCCCACAGGGCUGGAGUUUGGGAUAUCAGUACCCUUCAUCACAGCCACGAGCUAAACAACAGAUGCCAUUCUGGAUGGCCCCUUAGGAAACGGUGGACCAGAAUUUUGACCCUCGAUGACUCUUCUUUAGCAAUAAUGCAUGUGUUUGAUUUAUCAAGACUCUGGGGUCCUGUACUGAGAACCAUCUUGGACUUUUGCAGAAGUUAGAGAUACAGUGUCCCCUUGCUAAAGGGGCUCCAUUCUUUUUAAAACAUCCUUAUUUCUGCAGUGGCAUAGCAUCUGUUAAAAUUUACUUAGAAUCACAAACUUGUCUCCGAAGCUUUUUUUUAACAGUGAAUGAAAUGUCCUUGUUCGACAGAGCAUCCCAGCAGGGUCAUUCCCAUAUACAUCUGACUGGGCCCAGCGUUUUCCAUGUGGAGAAACUUUUAUUUGUAUUUUACUACUGCCUAGUCAGUUUUGAUAAUAACUGGUUACAAACAAAGCCUUACCGUUUAUUAGUGGGGAAGUGGUUUUAAGACCAUCCUUUACCUUCAGUACUUAAUUCUAAGAGAUCCUCAUUCAUAUUUCAGUUUUGAACUCUUUCUCUUUGGAAAAUGCCAUUUUACUAAAUUAAAAUUGUUGGAUAUAGCUGGAUCCUGGGUAGGAAAAUGAAGUUAUUUUUUCAUUGUGUCUUUUUAUUGGGAUGAUCCAAAGCUGGCACCUUCAGGCACACUUGUCUCAGAUAGCCAUAGUUCUUUUUUUUUUUUUUUUUUAAUUGCCCUCCUAAGCUCCUUCUUUGUCUUCACCUGGGUCAGAGACAACUACUUGACCAAAAGCUGGUCGGAACUCAUCACAGAAGUGAAACACAGUGGCCUAUCUCUCUCAGAACUGGUUGCAGCUAAAAUAGAGAGAUUUGACUGCACAUGAUAGGAUGGUGGACUUAGUGACUGAAAUUGCAACUUGUCCUUUUUCUUGGCAUUACAGGUUUUGCCAAAAGAACUUUUUUGUAUCAAAUAUUGAUGUGUGAAAGUGAAGGAGCUAGUCUGCUGAACCAGAAGUAGUUUGAGAUACUGAACUGUCAUUUUUGCACAUUUGAAUACUUGCAGGCUGGCUUUGUAUAAACGUGUCGUCUGGUUUCCUAUAUGUUGUAAAUAUUUAGACCAUAAUUUCAUUAUAAAUAAAUGUAUGAAUAUUCUCCUUGGUUUCUGUGUUCCUUUUCUUUCAUAAUCCAGCCAUACACUAAUAGUCAUAAACUUUGGACUUACAGAAUGAUGAAAUUAUAACCUCUUCACCAGAAAAAAAAAAAUUUGGACCCAGAAGUUUGUAUAUAAUUUCAAGGGUUUUAUGACUCUCCAAAGUACAUCUUUAAAGUCCAGAUGAAAACUUUAAACAUCAUUAUGCUAUAAGUUACCCAUUUUUAAAUUUUGUUGUUAGCAGCCAUUAAAUCGAAGCCUUCUCUGUCAGUCUCACACACAAUGGAAGAAAACACUGUCCUGUUUUAUGCCAUGCCCAAGACUGAGUGUAGGUCAGACCACUGUGAUCCAUAGAGUUGUCAUUGGCUUAUUUUUGGAAGUAAAUUGCCAGGCCCUUCUUUUACAUAUUUUAGCUCUCCUGGUUGAUUAAGGCAGCCGGAAAAUUUGUAGGUUUGAGGUCAUCCAGAGGCACCUUAGAAAAAAUCAGGCAUUGAAAAACCUUAUGGAGCAGAAUUGUACUCUGAUACAUGGAGUUGCCAUGAGACAGAAUUGAGUUGGUAGUGUUUCAACAGGAGCUGGGCUCUUUUUUUUUUAAUUGUGGGAAAGGAGGAACCCAGUGAAUGAAACAAAAUUUUAAAGGAAAUGGAAGUUAUUCUUGGAAAGACAUUCUUGAAAGGGAAGUUCCUUCCAGCACCUGUGUGCUACCUCUGUAGAGGAAUAAGCUGGUAGGGCCUUAAGCUAUCACUAUAUUUCAUUCAAGGCCACUUGCAAGCUUUUGAAUUUUACCCUUUUCUGCUGCAGGGUGCUAUCAUUUAUUUAAAACAAAACUGGAUUUUUGUAUACCUUACCUUUCAUACACGUUUAAAAUACACAGGAUAGCUAGAGUAUUGUGAACGUCCGCUUUCAAGACCUCAUCUUGGUUCAAGAGCCAAAGUCAUUGCAGCUGCUCCCUGGGGGGAAAUUUCCUCUAUCUGCUGUUAAAAACAGGCUUUUUUUUUUUUUAUCUCAAUCCUGUUGUUUGGGAAGAUUUGGUGUCCUUUUCCUCUCUUUUAUUACAUUUGGUCAGAUUUUUUUUUCCCCACGAGCAGCAAACAGCGCUGAGCGAGUUGUUAUUCAGUGUUUAUACCUUCCUACUACCUUCCUUUUUCUCUUGAAUUUUCUGAAAAUAGUUCCUGUCAUCUCGACACCACAACUUAAUAAGAGCUCGGCUGCUACCCAAAAGGCCAGCUGUUCAAAUCCACCAGCUGCUCUGUAGAAAUCCAACGGGGCAGUUCUACUGUGUGCUACGGGGUAGCUAUGAGUUGGAACCCACUGAGGGCAAGUCAAGAACGGGGUACCCGACC
This is a messenger RNA of Loxodonta africana (African savanna elephant), 4382 nucleotides long. RefSeq names its product KH domain containing 4, pre-mRNA splicing factor (gene KHDC4). The record is from RefSeq and is a predicted model, not a curated record. Gene Ontology annotation, molecular function: RNA binding. The transcript has 14 exons. Gene Ontology annotation, cellular component: nucleus. NCBI's taxonomy places the organism in Eukaryota, Metazoa, Chordata, Mammalia, Proboscidea, Elephantidae. The coding region runs from base 64 to 1953 and encodes 629 amino acids.